AUGCCCCUAAGUUCGCCAGAGCACAUCUCCAGUAAGAACGAUGCUGAGGUGGAAUUUUUAGUUAAUAAAUCUAAAUCCAACCUGAAAAAAGUUGUUGUCAUCUCCGAGUCCGCUCCUUUCUCUGUUGCCGCUGCCCUUUUCUUCCUCAGCGCCACCAGCUUUAUGUUCUUCUUCUAUGGUUAUGAUGGUUAUGGUGGUGGACAUGGUGCUGGUGGAGACUAUGGUGCACCUGAUUAUUAUGGAGGUGGUGAAAGAGGAGGACUAAGAGGAGGCUCUGGUGGUGGUGUUAGUGGAGAGCAUAGCAUUGGUUAUGGAGGCGGUUCCGGUGAAAGAUAUGAUGGUACUUGUGGAGAACAUAGCAUUGGUUAUAGAGGAGGUGGCGAAAGUGGUGGUCAGGGUGGUGUAAGAUAUGGUGGUGUUGGAGGAGCACAUAUAGGUGGCUAUGGAAGUGAUGGCAGAGCUGAUAGAGGUGGUAGAGCAUACGGCAGUAGUGGAGGUUGA
Messenger RNA from Arachis stenosperma, 501 nucleotides. Its product is annotated as glycine-rich cell wall structural protein 1.8-like. NCBI's taxonomy places the organism in Eukaryota, Viridiplantae, Streptophyta, Magnoliopsida, Fabales, Fabaceae. The transcript is spliced from 2 exons. The coding region runs from base 1 to 501 and encodes 166 amino acids. The record is from RefSeq and is a predicted model, not a curated record.